AUGUGCUUUACUGAACACUAUGCAGUGAUUCCAGAGGGGUGCUUGGCCUCAAACAAGCACACCUGCUUGAUCGAAGAGAGCACCCCAUGCACCGCCACCAUUUUCCUCGCCAUGGUCCGCAACGCGGAGGCCGGGGGUGACCUAGACACACUAAAAUUCACCCUUUGUGACAAGGCCGAUUGGGUGAAGGUCGACUGCUUCCACCGCAAGUUAGAGACCCGGGCCCUACAGGCCGAGACCCCCUACUGCCCGGUCUGCACGGGUGAGAAGACCCUCGCUCAAGCCUUGACUGCAACGGAUGACGAGAGCACCGAUUAUGCCAUCCUGCCAAAUGGCACUAUUCUCUACAACACCGACAACACCACCCUCCUAUCUUCCUACCUCGCAGACCGAUUUCCCCGCGCGAAGAAGAAGCUCUUUGAUUCUCUCCGUCCCAAGAAGACAGAGGUUGGCGGGUUGCGCUACAUCCCAGCGCGUGACUUUGACCAGACCAGCACUUGGGGCGCUCGGAAUGAUGAUAGAAAGCUCAAGACUUAUCUCAGAAUCUUCUUGACAGUUUGUCAUUUGAAGGAUGAGGAGCUCGAAGGGUCUGCGCAUCUUCUUGACUGGCUGGAAUCUACUUGGAGCAAACAUGGAUUUGUGGUCUGA
Molecule: messenger RNA, 648 nt
Organism: Penicillium brasilianum
Lineage: Eukaryota; Fungi; Ascomycota; Eurotiomycetes; Eurotiales; Aspergillaceae
Source: the annotation of a GenBank genome assembly